GUCACUCUUCUUGGAAUCUGGAGGGCUCGCUCGGCUUCUGUGGCCGCGGCGCGCCAAGCGGGGCAGGUCCCUUCGCCGCGCCUCGGAAACCCGGCGGCGAGCUGAGGGGAGGCGAGGCCUCCCUCCCUCCCCUCUCGGCGCUCUUCUCGCCCCCAGCAUGGAGCUUUUCCAAGCCAAGGACCACUACAUCCUGCAGCAAGGGGAGCGGGCGCUGUGGUGCAGCCGCGCCGACGGCAGCCUCCAGCUGCGUCCCGGUGAGUCGCGGGGACGGGCAGGCUGGGCAAGGAAAGGGGCGCGCCGCCGCCGCCGCCCGAGGGGCUUCAGUCUUCGGAGUACUGUAGCAAUUCUCCUCAGGGGAGGAGAAGACUUAAGGUCGGCCGGGCGGAGGGAGCUUUGAGUCCGGGUAGCCCAAGGGCGGCGGGAGGGCGGCGCACCUGCUGCGAGGCGGGCGGGCGGGGGCAGAUGCUGGGCGCGCGCUCAGGUGAGCGGGAGGCGCCAGGUGGAGGGACAGAGGGAGGCAGGCGGCCGAAGGUGAGGGGUCCUCCUGCCGGAGGCGGGUGUGUGUAUGUGUGACAGGCCGGGAGGAAAGAGGGAAUUGUGGACAGCGGAGCAGGGAAAAGAGGCGACUCUUGACAUCGGAUCCACUCGCUUGGUGACCACUUUCACCUUUGGGAGGUUGUGGCUUUCAUUAUUUGCACCACCUCCUGCCUGACUCGAAGCGGCUUGCAAAUAAGAACACGCACAAUCCCUCCCCUCCCCCCACAAUAUGCUCUCAAACGAACGAUAUCUAUAAUAGUUCUUCCUUUCCUCACCUUCCUUUCCUCACUCUGAGUCGGUGACUCAGAGCAAACAGUGAACUCUUCGUGGCCUGAAUUGUGUAGGUUUGAAUUUCUUUUCCUGGAAGACCAAAAGCACUCUUAAGUACACGGAGUGUUUUACAAUGUAAGUUAGUAGGGAAUCUGUGCCCAGCCAUAGGUCUGACCCACGGAAAGCAACACACACCCUCCCCGCCCCCCCAAGAUGGUAGAGUUUCACCAGUUUUGCAUGCCCUUGCACUGCAUGGAGUUCUUCUGUCGCCCUCAGGAUGUAUCCUGUGGCUUGCUGUGCCUGGCUGUCUGUGGAUUAAAGCCAUAUGGAGAUUUCUCUGUGGCUUGUGUAGCCCAGACCAGUGUAUUACCUGCCUUUUUAAAUGUCUGGGUGGGUCAGACAGUGACUGAUGCCUCAUUGUAAGAGGGGCUGAUGCCCACCACAUUAAAAGUGGUGGUGGUGCAAAUGCUCCUUAAGGCCCUCUCUGGAUCCAAAGGCACUGGACAACUGAUGCAAAUAUUUCAUUUUUUUUUAGGCAAGGUGAUCAAAGUGGGUGGUGUUCAAUUGCACUUGUUAUUGGAUGAAACCUAUUUUCUAGACCCAGCCCAAUCUGGCUUCUGACCUGAGUAUGACAUUGAGUUUGCCUUGCGGAGUAUGCAUUAUUGGAAGAGAGAAGAUGGGGGGUAUGCUACCCUCUUUAUUCUCACCGAACCCUCCAUAGCUUUUGAUAUCACAGACCAUGAUAUUGACCAUGAAUUGGGUGUUUUGGGCACUAUACUACAGUGGUUCCAUUCUUACUCUGUCAAAGAAAACAGCAUUGGGAGACUUUUUCUUGUCCCAAUGGUAUUUUUGCUGUGGGGUGCCACAUGUUUUUGUUUUGUCCCUGUUGCCGUUUAACUACUGGGAGGUGUCAUCUGAAUAUUGGGAUACUGAUACCCAGUAUUGUCUCCAUUCCUUUUAAAUGACAGGGGCUGUGCAUAUGCUCAACCAAUGUCUCAAGGCUAUGAUGGGCAGGAUGAGAUCCAGUAAACUGAAGCUGAAUCAGAGCAAAAUGAAGGUGCUGUGGGUUCAUGGUUCUUAGGCUCAAGAAUAUGGUCUGUUUUGGAUAGGGCAGCACUCCCCUUGAAAGCGCAGGUUCAUAGUCUGGGUGUGCUUCUGGAUUCCAGGCUGUCACUGGAUAUGAAAGUGAUGGUGCCUAUUCCCACUUCUGGCUGAUUUGCCAGCUGUGGAUGUUCCUGAACCAGGAAGGCUUGUCCUUCGUUUUCAUCACUCUAAUAACCUCCUGUAUAGACUACUGCAAUGCCCUUUAUGUGAGACUUCCCUUGAAAAUGUUGCAGCUCAGUUGUUGUUGGGUGCGGCCCGACAGGAUCAUAUGGCUCCAAUCCUGAAGGCAUUGUGCUGGCUGCCAGUAUGUUACCAAGCCCAAUUCAAGGUCUAAACAACCUGGGGCCUACAUUCUUGUCAGAAUAUGUUUCCUGAUGCCUGCCACCCUGAGCUUUAAGAUUUGCUGGAGAGUCCCUGCUUAUAGUCCUGCCAGCCAGUGGGGCAAGCAAGACAGUGACAUGAGACAGGGAAUUCUCAGAGGCAUCACUCCAUUUAUGGAACUCUCCCCAAAUUAAGAUACAACAGGCACACACAUAUAGAGAAAGGCAAAAAUGCAUUUGUUUGUGAAGGCAUUUGGAACCUUUCUGUUUGGUUCUGUAUUUUAUAUUUUGUUAUAUUUUGUUGUAAGCUGCCUGCCCUAUGCUCCAGUCUGGAGGAAGGGUGGAGUAUGAAAACUUUGAAAUAAAUAAACAAGAGGCACAUUGUAAACUUUUGAAAGGGCAGGCUGUUUAGAUGGUUCAGUGAAGAGCCACGCUGACUGAGCUAAAAUUUUGCUUAGCCAAAUUGAGAAGGAGUGUGUGGGCUGAGGGUUUGCUGGAGUUAGCUAGGAUAGAGAUUUUUUAAAAGCAAGUUGAUGGGAGUGCAGCACCUUCUGGAGAGGAUAAUAUACCUGGGAUUUGUGAAAGUACUGUAUACUAAUCCAGUUUUUGACAAUUGGUGGUGGAUAAGCUUGCUGAAGAAGGAAGUGUGUAGGAAGAUGGUGAUCUCAUCUGGUGAUGCACACAAGGUGGAGGAUGGCUGGGGAAGCAGAACAAAUGAAUUAUAGAAUUAUAGAGUUGGAAGGGACCGUGAGGGUCAUCUAGUCCAACCCACUGCAAUUCACCCUGUCAAGAGUAAGUAGGAGCAUGUCAGAUUUAGUAUGAAAGUGCCCCCUCCCGCUUAUUUAGAGCUCUUGGAACGUGCAAGCCUUAAAAAGUUAGAUGUCUGGUAAUGGAUUUUUUUCCCCCUCCCUCUGUACUACACUUCAGAUAGUUGAAACUCAAGUUGUCUCAUGUUUUAAAGUGGAAUCAAUUACAGUUCACUGACACCACCUUCCAAAUGCAAUAUGGUGCUUGGUAUGUUGUAAUUUCUCCUUUGUUUAGCACACUGUAGGAAAUUAACAUUUGCUUUUGAAUGCUUUAGGAAGAUUCAAAGUAGCUGCGUUGUGUGUGUUUGUAAUACAACCUUCCCCAAACUGGUGCCCACCAGAAGUUUUGGGCUAAAACUCCACAAUAUGUCUGUUCUACCUGGGGCUAAUGGAAGUUGUAAGCCAAAAUAUCGUGGUGGCACAACUUUGGGUAAGGCUGCUAUAGGAAGACUUUACAGCUGAUUUGCCAGGAAUUUUUGACAUUAGAGGGUGUAACUAUAGCUUAUAUGGAAAUGACUAUGCACUUGUUUUUGUACUGCUCAUGUGUAAAGAGAUUUCUUGCUUCACUUGCAGUCUUUUCACAUGUUUUGUUAACGCUCAUUUGAUUUGCUCAGUUUGUGCCCUAAUGAACCUAUUGAAUGAUACCAAAGUAUUGUCAUAGCGUUUUGUUUGCUCGGUGCAUUUUUUAGAGCAAGGGUGGCAGAACCUUUUUUAGCCCAAGAGCAGCAUACAUUUGUGGAAACCGGGGUGGGAUGGGGUGGGGGUGAGGGGCUGCAUUCCAUUGGUGGUUGAGGCAAAAAUCAAAAGUGAGUGAGACAAAAAGCAAAAUUGGGUUCUAUCUUUGUUAUAAAACACACACACACACACAGCAUCUUAAAUCCAACCAGACAAAAAACAUGUUAAUUUAUUUCCCCCCCUCCUUGAACCCUCCCCCCGACAAAGUUCUUACUAAUGUCCUUCUUUUUUCUAAAAGAUGUGGAAUGAUCAGGGUGAGCACUUGUCAAGAUUCCUCCAGAUAUUGCUACACUGACUGGCAAUGUCUGUCCAGAGUUUCAGAUACGUCUUUUCCGGCCCUAUUUGGAGACACUAGGGAUUGAACCUGGGACCUUCACACAAACCUUUGCUCCACUACUGAGCUAUUAUCUUUUCACUUACAUGCCUAAGGGGCUUUUCCUGACAUUGCACUGACCUUUAUGGGAACCUCUAGAAUAGCAAUACUUUUUCAAGAUCCUACACUUUUUGGGUAAACUAGAAUUUGCUGUCACCAGGAUACCCCCUCCACUCGUUCCUGACUUUGUACUGUAAAAGUUGGGGAGAUAAAGUCUUUUAGUUUAGGUUUUUGAGGCCCCGGGUGUGGUUUGCUUGAGGAUGAUCCCUGCCUACCCAUCCCUUCUGCAGCUCCAAGAUUGAGAGGAAGUAUGGGGCUUUUCAUGCUCAAAAGAGGAUAGCUUCACACUUGCCAUGAUGAGCAAACAUGUAGAACCCUGUUCUACUUAACAGUUUUCUGAAGCGCAACACAAAUGUUAAGUCACCAUUCCAUUCUGCAACUGAGAUCUGGGAAAGAGAGCGAUAGCCAACCUACUGCAGUCACUUUGAGACUUGAGCUCUGCAUAGCAUCAGAUGAGACCUUGUCCUCACCAUUGGGAUGGUACCUGGAAGGGUUCUUUUCAGAAGCAAUAUUUGCUGGCUAGCCAGAUUUGUGGAACUCUUGAAUGAGAACAAAGGAAUAAUUUUUCCUGUAUGCUUUUAUGUUGCCUAUCAAAGUACAUGAUGUUUUGAAAAAGAAAUAGUGGAGAUGAUGAAGGAUACAUUCAUUAUCUUUCUUUGUCUCCCUUUUGCAAAGAACUAGUCUUGUGAGAUGGCAAUUAGAGUAUCUUUCCCAUUUAUUAUAUAGAAAGUAACAUGCUGGCCAUGGGAAAUUAGCAACCAACAGUUCUCAUUGAUUUGCAGUUUCAUGAAGUUAUGUAUUCUGGUGCUACAAAGACUACUAAUCAAAUACAGGUGAAAUUACGCAGUCUUAUAUGAGCUACUCCCAUACAAUCAUGUAAUUAUUGAGUAUUAAGCUAUAUAUAUAGUCAGCAUUUGAUUACAACUUAGCAUUGAUCACACUGAGAUUGACCCUGGAAUGAAAAGUAAACCACCGAGUAUUCUGUACUAAUCACAUAACACAAGGAGAAUACUAUACCUAGUAUGAAGAAUACAGUUAAGACUAUUAAGGUAAUGGAUAUGUUAGUGUCUCAGUUGUUUGCUGUAUCUUUGAUGCCAGAUGUGUGUGCUGCAUCCAUCCAUAAGCAAAAUGGCAGCUGUAAGAGUUUGUGUGAAUCUUUUAAUCAUAAAUAUAGUCUUCUUUUCUUAUAUAAUCUACAAGAUGAUGCAUGUGCAAGUAUAGACGUAUAAUAAUGCAUGUACGAUAUAGGCUUUUAUGUUCCUGUGAGUUCCACCACUUUUACAUUGUUUUCACUGCCAUUGUUACCUGUAGCAUUUCUAAGUUGAGGUGCUCUAAGCAUUUUGUCAAUGACUAAGUUGCUCUGCCAUAAUUUGAAAGAAAAAUAUUGUCUGCACCUGUUUCAGUCUGUGUUCAGGUUUUGUUUUGGGACGGAACCUGUCUUGGCCACUUUUAUGGAUGACCUCGAGGGAGUGCAGUUCUGCUACUUUUAUUGGAUCUCUCAGAAGAUUCUGAUACCAUUGACCAAAGCAUCCUUUUGGUCUAAGUAUGUGGGAUGUGAGUGAGAGGCACUCUGAAGGAGCCAGUGUUCAGUUUGGGGGUGUUCCUGGGUCAUCUUUGUUUCUGGAAGCCCAAGUGGCAACAGUGACUGGAAUUCCUUUUGUCAGUUUUGGCUGGUAUGCUGGCUGCGACUGUUCCUGCACAGGCAUAGCCUUUCCACAGUGACUCGUGCAUGGUAACUUUUUGAUCUAACUACUGUAAUGCCUAGGGACGCUGGUGGCACUGUGGUCUAAGCCACAGAGCCUAGGGCUUGCCGAUCAGAAGGUCGGUGGUUCGAAUCCCCGUGACGGGGUGAGCUCCCGAUGCUUGGUCCCUGCUCCUGCCAACCUAGCAGUUCGAAAGCACGUCAUAGUGCAAGUAGAUAAAUAGAUACCACAGAGGAAGGUAAACGGCGUUUCUGUGUGCGGCUCUGGUUUGCCAGAAGCAGCUUAGUCAUGCUGGCCACAUGACCCGGAAGCUGUAUGCCAGCUUCCUCGGCCAGUAAAGUGAGAUGAGCGCCGCAACCCCAGAGUUGUUUGUGACUGGACCUAAAGGUCAGGGGUCCUUUUACCUUUUUGGUGUAAUGCCUUCUAUGUGAGGUGGUCCUUGAGGCUGGUUUGGAGGCUGUGGCUGGUGCAACAUGCGCUGGCUGGGGUUCCAACUGUGCACACAUUAUACUAGUUCUUAAAUAAUUGCACCAGCUGCCAAUAAGCUACUGAGCAAGGUUCAUGGAGCUGUAGCACAGUGUUAGAGCAUCUGCUUUACAUGCAGAAGUCCCUGGUAUCUUCUGGCAAGGCCAGAAAUGAUUCCCAUCUGAAACCCUGUAAAGCCACUGCCAGUCAGUGUAGACAGUACUGAGCUAGAUGGACCAACGAAUCUCAGGCACUAUAAAGCAGCUUUCUGGUGCCACAACUAGUAGAGGUUCAACUGAUGGGGAAGCAUUUUCUGUAACAGCAGCCUUUCAUGGAAUAGCCUGCCUUUUGACCUUAGGCAGGAGCUAUUUUUAAUGUUAUUUCAGUGCCUUCUUAAAAACAUAUUUAUUUAACCAGGCUUUUGCUUCUGUUUAAUUCCCAUUUGGUUCUUUUCAUUCUGCCUGACUUGCAGCUGGAUUUGGUUAUCAUACUGUUGUAUUGUGUUUUUAAAUGUGUACACCACUCAUCACCUCAAGACCUUGGUUAGAGGAGGUAUACAAAUGUAAUAAAUAGCAGAUCAUGUGGCAGAAUUCCUCCUAAACUGUACCAAUUCAUAUUGCAGGCUGUGAUCACAUUCUUAAAUCACUGCCAUGUAGAAAUCCUCCCUGCCUUGCUGAAAACUGCACAUUGGAGAGAGAAUAGGAUUAGGAUAAAAUUUCCCUCCUUGUGUGUAGUCUAAAAUGGUACUUUGUUAAGAUAUUGCUGACUUUGUAGAAUGGAUCUCACUGUGCAGUCCCAUGUAUGCUUACUCCAAAGUAGGCCUCACUAAAUUCAUUGUGGCUUACUCUCAGGGAAGCAUAUAGGAUUGCAGCUUUAGUUUCUAUAGGGUGCAAAGUGAUGUCUUCUUCUAGAAUUGUCCACUAAUAUAUUUCCCUGAGGGUAUUGCUGGGCACAGUGUCAUUGAGUCACAUGACUUCUUGUAUGUGUCCCUGACAUCAUUUAGGCCUAGUAUUGGAUUCUCGCCCCCCUCAUUUUGUUGAUUGUGAUUUACUAUAUUCACAGUCAUUAUCCUUUGACCCUCUAACAGCAUGCCUGGUGGACUGACUUUUCAGUGGAUGUGAUGAGAAGGACAAUAGUUACUGCUGUAUAAGGCUCUGAUUUACAAAGAUGAUUCAUUUAACUUAAUAUACCUGUUCAGAUGGGGAUAUCUAUCAAUGGACUAAUAUUGUAUUGUCUUCUGCAUGCCUCCAAAAGCCUAAAUUUGUAAAAGUAUUGCUAGCCCUCUUUUUGUGUUGUGUUAAAUGAUGAUACAGUGUUUGGCAAAACUGUAAGGAAAGAAUAUAUGAUGACUGUGCUUAGUAACAUGCAAGGCUACUGUUAUACGUAAUUGUCAGAAACCCUAUUUAUGCUUAAGUGAGAGUCCAAAUGGCUUAUUGCAUAUAGGUGCCUGAUAUUAUUUUGUUUAUUGGGAGGUUCUUUUUUUAGCAAUCUGACAGGUGUACAGCUUUUGCUGUUAUGAAGCUUACAUCUUUGAUGACUGAAUCUGUUUUGAGGCAAGUACAAAUCUAUUUGUGUCAUGCUUACUCAUCAUCAAAGCUGUAUGUCAAAAGAACAACUUGCAAAAGUUGGUAGGAAGGAAUCCUGAAAAGAUAUUCUGAAUUUGAGGAAGACAAACCCAUUCUGUGAUCUAAAAAUUACCAUGUACUGGAACAUAUGACUGGCUAGUUUCCCCUCUCAACUUUAAAUUAUUACUGUUUGCACAUAAUUAUAAUCUAGACUUGCUGGUUUAUUGGGAAUGAGAAGUGAUAACUCCCACUGCACUCCUUCCCAGCACAAGCAGGGAUAAACAAACCAGGAAGCAUUGAUUUCCCAUUAUGUCUGUACCAGGGAUUAUGAUUUGUUGCUCCCUAACAAGCCAGAAUUGCUAUCCAACCUGAUGCCAUAGUUUUGUUAUUGGAUUGCUGAUUGUGACUUGCAAGGGAGGAACAAGCCACAGUCCUUGGUUUGCAUAUAGUGGGAAACCAAUGGCCCUUUUAUUUAUCAUGUUUGAGUCAAGGUAGAGGAGUGCAGUGUGAGAAAUCUGGCAGUGUACACAUCACAGACAGAGAAUCUGGCAUAUUGUUGCAUCUGAAAGUGGCCUAUGAUUGUCUCACAGUUCCUGGGGCAUGGAGUUGCACAAUAGCCCUCUUAAGAGAAAAUGACCUUGCACCCACUUUGGAUAUUGAAGAUAGAAUAUUGAAGAUGAUAACAGUGAAGGCAACCUCACUUGGUGCUUACAUGCAUCUAGGAAUGACAUUAAUUUAUAGCAUGAUAUCCUAAAACUUUGUCAACACUAUCUUCUGUUCACAGUAUUUCCCAAAAAAAUAAUAGCUUGAAAUAAUUGUUUUCAAAUACAAAUUGCUCCAAUUUAUAUAUUUUAACUUCCAAGAACAGUGUCUUGAAUUAUUUCAGAGACUUACUUUUACAGGAUGAUAAACUGUAGUAGAAAGUUAACUGCUGUGUAUUCAAAUAUGGGAAUGCCUUAAAAUGUGGAGCACAAGUUUGGGGAAGGCUGAUUUCAAAAAAAGCCUGUGGAGGGAAUGUAGAGAAUGGAUAGAUUCCCUCCCCCUACAAUAUUAUAACUUGGUCAGCCAUCAAAAUGAUUUGAUAAUCUGUUCAGGAUAAGCAACAUGACCUUAUUCAUACAACGAAUAAUUAGCUUAGGAACUUUCUGCCACAAGAUAAGGAACUUGCAGCUGGAUUAAAUGACCAUACAAAUUCAUGGAGGAUAGGACCAAGCCAUACUACAAUAAAGUAGCCACCAUCUACCAGGAUAGAAGAGUUAUGUUGUUCCCAGAUACGUUGUGGUGUUCCACACAUGUGUCAGCAGCAUGCCAAGUUGGCGCCAGAGCAUAGUUCAUCACCUGCGCCGGAGACAUCUUGUCAAGAGGUUUUGCUAGUCAAACCACUCUUAACAUGUACACUGAUCCUAAGGACAGUACUGAAAGCUAGUUCAGCGGCUUCCUCGGAAGCAUCUCCUGGAAAAGUUGUUCUUUCUUAGACUGGGGAGGGUCUUCCCCACUUAUCACCAUAGGUGCCUAAAGUUCUUAUGAUGAUUUGUGCCUUGAAAUUAUGCUGCAGGCCUCUGUGAUGCACGUCUAGGAAUGAGGGAAGGAAGGAAGGAAGGCAUUUGAACUGUGUUUAGUUGAGGCUGUGCUGAGAGUAGCCCAAAGAUCUCAGAAGAGGCGAUCAUUCAUGUUUCCUGCCUUGUUUCUGCAGCUGGCCAAUGGUAAGAGGCCUAUUUCAGUCCUUGGCAGCAGAUAAGACAUUCAAGUUAACACCUCGGCAUUCACAGGAGAGUCAAGGGAUGGAGGAGGAAGCAAAGGCAUGUUAGGUCCAACAAACCACAGUAUCUUUGUUCUUAUGCCAACUUGGUACUGGCUAGUUAAAUUGUGGCUCAGUGUUGAGUCUGAGUGCAACUAUCACGUUGAAGUGACUUGCAGCUUUGUUGUCCAGAUCAUUCUAAUAGGUGGCAAAGUGCCAAGCCCUGCUUUGUUCCAUUUCUUUGUUUAUGAGCAAACCUAGCAAUAUCAACAGAUCUAUUCAGAUUGUUUAUAAAUACAAUAGGAAUUCAGGGUAGCAAAGUGGCUGGCACCAGAAACAUUUCCCAAAUGGUGCUUAAACUGACAGUGUCUCUAGACAAAAGAGCAUCAGCUUGGUCUGCACUUUUCACUCUUUAAACAAUAGCUUUUAAUCUUAUUGUGAAAUUGUUUUUCUUGGAAUAGAACAUUUCCCUAUAUAAUAUUUCUUUGAAAUAAAGUUUAAAAAUACAUUUACUCUGAGUAGCAGUUUUACAAAAACCUUUGUCCGAACAUCAACUUUAGUUUGUGUGCUUUCAUUUUAAACCUAAACAGCACUGUUGGUUGUUCCUAAAACCUUGAUGGAGUAAUCCAUUAAGAAUAGAUAUUUUUGCAUUCUUUUCUUUCCUUGAAAUCAGAAUUAUUUGUGCCAGAAUAACUAAUUUCCAACCAGGGAGUUGCAGAAGUUUUAUCCGUUGUUCUGAUCCAUCAAACUAGAUAUGAGCAGAAAGAAAAAAGAAAGAAAGUACAGCAGCAAGAUCAUAUACUCUCAUCAGAACUGGCAUUACUGCCUCUGCAGUAUUUGUUCUUCCUAGCUGGUUAACCUACUGUUAAAAGGAUAUACUGUCUGUAGCAUGGGUGGUAGACAGCAUUCUUUUGUUGGGGGAGCUGCAUACAGGAUGUGGACAGAGAUCGAGCCAACGGUGGGCAGAGCAGAGAUAAACAUGUUCUGGAUUUAUUAAUAUGGAACAAGGACCACUCUUGUUUCAAUUUUCACCAUGACUACAUUGGAACAUUGGAUUAUAAUUCCUAAAUCCUAUGCUUUUUGGAAAAACAUCAUAUAUACAUCUAAGGGUGGCAGUCCAUCAACACAAAGACUUUGGGCUGCACAAUAGAAUUUCCCCUCCCUCUCCCCUCCCUGUGUACCCCCUAAAUUGGUUCUGGGGGUUCCUUACAACCCUCUGGAGGAGAUUUGAGGAAGGCGUACGGAGAGAGAGGGGAAGAAGUUCUGGUGUGCAUGGGUCAAAGUGCAUGUGGCCUCAUAUUCCAUACAUAGUUUAUGCCCUCACACAUAUCUGCUGUACACCUGUGUUAUGUACUGAGUUGAAUAGGAUCCAAACUGCAGCAGUCUGAUUGGUCCUAGAACAAUAGGAUCCAAACUGCAGCAGUCUGAUUGGUCCUAGAACAAUAGGGUUCAGAAUGCAGCAGUCUGAUUGGUCCUAGAACAAUGCAGCAGUAUGAUUGGUUGGCAGGAACCACCCAAUCAUGCUCCAGAUAGAAGUGAAUCCACAACCUGAUUGGCUUACAGUAGAAUCCGGAAUUAGCCAAUCAUGUGCAGCCCAUUGUGUAAAUAAUGUAUAUAAAGCAGAUACUUUCAGGGGACUUUCAUUCAUUCCUCCUCACCACUAUGAGCUGAAUAAAGAGCAUGAAAUCACUUUGCGACUCUGAGUAUAUUUCAACCUGAAUAGGUGGUCUUGGAAAAAAUGACCCUUACUGUACAAGUGCUCCUGGUGAGUAAGAAUGUUAAGCACUCCAGAGAUUGAACUGUAAAUUCCAUAGGCUAUUUUGGAGUGUGGUUGUUCUGGUCUCAGGCAUAGAAGCAAUAGGGGAGUGCAGUGUUGGUCCUUUCAAUGGCUACUUCUAAAUUCCUUAAACUACUUUCUUACAGGAGAGUGAGAGCACUCUUGCCAAGUUUUCUUCAACUUGUUGAAACCAUGAGUAGUAUGUGAAUAGAGUGGCAUUCAUACUUUAAGGGUGUGUCAUCUAUGCUCUGAUUAUGAACUCUAAAUGAGUCAUGUUUGUACAAUUAAGUUACUGCAGAGAGCUAUUUUCCAGUUAUAUAAACUGGAAUGAACUUUGUAAAAUUGUUUUUAACUCCUUGCUUAAAAUAAAAUUUGAAGAAAGCUUUUGGGCCUCUACAAGUAGGAAUUCGGGUCUUGGAAGGUCACCCACCCUGAUAUUUCUUGCUGACUACAGCAAAUGGGGCAGCUGGUGGUAGGAGGCUUUUUCUAUCUAGUAUAUCUGCCUAGUCCUCACUUGGGGUAUGAAGUAGGAGCAGUAGAACAGAAAACUGAGAUGUUGCCUACAACCACUGGCUUGGGUUGCCUUGUAAUUGGCACAGUAAACCUGACACUUAAAGAUGAAUUCUUUCUUUAUGUCCCGGGGGGCAGAUUUAAAAAUGAAUAUGGUAUCAGAAUAAUGGAGCCUUCACAUAUUCCAGUGGGAACCUGUUGAAUCCGUAGAGAGCGUCCCAUUUACAAAGUUAUUAGCUAGAAAAAUAUGUGUUGAGAUAACGUACUAUAGGAAUGAGCAACUAGAGGUCUUGCUGCCAAAUCCAUUGGAGAGGUAGGAUCAAAACAAACAAACAAAUAACCAGACUUGCUUUUAAAUUGCUUACCACAGAUUCUGAUUUGCAUUUUUGUUUGUCUAAAAUUUCUCCCACAGCUACUGACCUGCUUUUGGCUUGGAAUCCGAUUUGUCUGGGCUUGAUUGAGGGACUUAUUGGAAAAGUUCAGCUUCACACAGGUAUGAAUAGUUAAAUUCUUUAUCUUACCAGAUUGAUGGUUAAUGUUAAAAUUGCUAUGCCCUUUUGUGCUUGUAACUCCCCUGACAAGGCUUUGCUACCUAUAAUUGAUAAAACUAAAGUGGGCUUUGUCAGCGCCUCUCAGACAGAUUUGUCCGACACUUUCAUUUGUUUCAUGUCAGUGUCUGAAUUGCAACACAUAAAUAACUGGUUCUAUUUACAUAUACAGUGGUUCAUGUAUAUUUUGUUGUGUUUUCUUGACCUGAGGAAAAGGUAAUUGGGAGAGGGGGGAGGUGAAGAGUCAGCAUCUUCCUGUAAAUAGAAUUUCAUGAAGAUACGGAGGUAAGUAAAAUGUGAUGCUUUAGUUCAGCUUGAGCAUUAUUCGCAAAUAUAAAUGAAAAGUUCUUGUAGAUAUCAGUUUAAUUUUGGCUUGUAAAUAAAGGUGACUAAUGGUUUCCUACAAAUGACAGGGAUAUAAAAAUGUUCAGGGGAAGAUGCAGUUUUCUGGAGCAUUGAUUACUAACAUUUUUUUAGGCUGGCUUUCUCAUCUAGUUUCCUCAAACACCAUCUGCUUCAUGUUGAUAUAAGAAAAGCUAGACGAGCUUGAUUCUAUUAAUGGAAUAGUAUUGGAAAUCAUGCCAAAGAAACAGCUCUCACACAUUGAAUAUUUCAAAAGUGAGGUCAGCAUGCUUCUUAUUUGCUUCUGAUCUAAAGUUGUUUAGCUGACCUUUAAAUAAUAAAUACUGUUCACAAGAGGUAUUUGUGAAUUGAUCUUUUGUAAUAGAAAUGGAUUAAAAACCAAUAGUUGCCACAAAACACUAAAUUCGUGGUUAACAAGAAAAACCCACACAUCUGAUUUUCACAUAUGCUUGAAAAAACUUCCUCUAAUACUAGAUUUUAUUUUAAAAUAGAACCAUGGUCUUACAAACAUGGAACACAGAUAGCGAUGAGUGACCCCUAUGCUCUUGCUGUGUACUGUUCAGAUGUGACUUUAAUAUGGGCUCAACAAGACCCUAGAGAUUCCAUUCUGUGGACAGCCUGUGAUUUAUUACACACAAGAAAGAAGAGAUUUCACAGAGGGGAAAAAAGGUUCACUCUUUCUUCAGUGAUGCCCUCAAAGUUCUUUUAAGGCUCUAUAGAUUAAAAGAGAACAGUUAUGUAACACAAUAGUGCAACUGGUUAGAAGGAAUCGCUCUUCUGAAAUGAUCAGAUUAUUUGUGGAGUUGGAGUCAUUCUACACAUUGUACAGAAUUCAUGUGACCUGUACUAUUAGAGGUUGGGGAAAUCAUAUUUCUUAGUAAUAAUAAAAAGAGAGAUUUAGUGUAGUUAAGUUCUUCAUUCAAGGAGUGCUUAUGUGAUGGAAAUUCGUUUAAGACUAUCAGCAGUCUUAAACAGACAAGACCAGAAUUGUUUGCAGUAUCUAGAAUGACACUAAUUUUCUGUCAUGCCGCUGCACCAGCUAUUGUCCUUCAACUUUGGAUCCCUAUCUAGAGGUUGUUGGACUGCAUCUCCCAUAAUCCCUGGCCGUUGGCUAACCUUUUGGGGAUGACGGGAGUUGUAGUCCGAACAACAUCUGAUGAGCUAACAUUGAGGAACUCUGUGGCUAAUUUCUUUUUUUACAAAUUUAGUCUUGAGCUUUCAUUCCUGUAGUUUGUGUUUGUUAUUUCUCGGUUUUUAAAAUCCGAGAAAUGCCAUUUGCUUCCGUUCCAAUGCUCUCUAGGAGUCUAGGUACUAGUAAUGACAACUGACAUUGGUUGUUUAGAUUUGUUUGUGAUGUAUGUAAGUAUGUUCAUUUCUGAUCUCUUCAGUGUAGCUACAGAGAGACUAUAUAAAGUGAUUUUCUGCUAUUCGCAAGGCAUCUUGGAUGAAGCCUCUGUUUUCUGUGAAUACUAAGCAUAUCUGUUAAGCACAGAAUUUAGAGGAUUAGGCUGUUAGUGCUGAAGAAACCAGAGUUAUUGGUAGAUAUCUAGCUUUCCCUGGGUUAAAUGUAGUAUCUGAUUAAAAUUUUAUAAGAAGGCUCUGUGUGAUGUGUCCCAAGUUAACAAGAACACUGCAUCACCAUUCCCUUGAAAGCCAACUAGCAGUUAUUGAUUCUUUGAGGAGCUGAGCUGGAAACAUUGCUUUAUUUCCUUGCAUUGUGGAGCUCUCUGGUAAUGUUGUCAUGGACAAGUUGUAGAGCUUUGAUACCAUGGUUGAUUCAUUGAUUAAGAGCACAGGCCUUGAAUAAAUAAAAAGGCAUCUUGGCAGCCUGGAAAUGUGUUCGGUUUCCAGAACACUGAAUACAUUUUAAUGGCUUUCAUAUUCAUGGGUGCUUAUUAGUAACUACAUUAGUUCUGCAAUUUUGCAUGUUCUUUUAUAACACUUGCGGGUCCUUUCUAAAAAUAGCUGUGUAUAUAUAUAUUUUUAAUAGUUGACCAUAGUUCUGCAGGCAGGUAUGCACGCUCUUUUAAAACAAUUGCUGGUCCUUUCUAAAAAUAGCUGUGAAUAUAAUUUUAAAAAUAGUUGACCAUGACCCAAUUAAAUACUAAUGUGUACCUUGAGGCAAAGGAGCAAGUGAAUACACUUAGCAUUUUCCGUAGAGAGGAUAUCUUUAUAUUCUAUGAUCACAAAAUGGAAAAUCUAUUAAUUUUAUUGCAGAUAUACUGACAUUUUGCUUUUUCAAAGCAAAUAUCAGCUAUAUCUUAUUUUUGUAUAUGCCAAGGGUAUCAUUAGAGAAGAAGGGAGGAAGAGAGCAUGCUAGGAUUGCAGGGAUGACAAACUGUGUAUUUUUAGGACCAUACAGGAAAGCAUGAUUUCUCUUGGGCUCUGCAAAUCUGUUGGGGGUUUCUCUCAAACCACUGGAAUACUUUUAAGGGGGUACCUGGGGAGAGGAGAGGAAUGGGAAGUUCAGUUGCUCAGCCCAGAGUGUCUGCUCUGUGUAUAAAUUAGUUGGAUUCAACCAUGAUUCAUGUUUUUCAUUCUUUUUCUCCUAAAAAGGACGCUUGUUUUCUUAAAAAGCAAGGCAGGAAAAGGCUGAGGUGCACCCUUUGUGUCAAUUUUUUGGAAUAGCGCCACCACCAUCACCACUUCCUCCUUUAAAACCACCUAGUUCUGGGCAAGGAAGAAACUCCAGGCAGGGACAUUCAUGAUGUCCCAGCUUCCCUCUUCAGAUGUACAGGGAAAAUCCUGAGGCUACCAACUGUGUAUGUUUCCUGUUAGCUAAUAUAGGGAAUGUUUAGUGGGGGCAGCAGGGAGAGUCAGGUCUUUCAUCUUGUGCUUUGAUAGCAUCCGUGUUUUCCGAGAGUGACAAAUAAAAUACAUAAUGCAAUAGUUAACAGUGCCUUUGAGCAGGGUAUGUAAACAAUUGCUGUGUUAGUAAGAGCUUGCCUCAUCUCGCCCAGCAUGAGAACUGACUUGCAAGCUUUAAUUGUUGACUCCUGCCACUGAAAGAUGUGGCUACGCUUUGGCUGUUGCUGAAAGGAAAAGGAACACUGUUGGAAUUAUUAUAGACUUGUCUAUAAUAGGCUGUAUAUUGCUAUAUAAUAAUGUGUAUAUUGAGGGAGGGAAAGUCCAGUUCUUUUACCAUAAUUUUCACAUUGAAGAAUGUGAAACUGUAAAUAACUGGGGUUUGGGGGGUUGAGUAAUAAAGAGUCCAAUUUGAAAAUUUAUUACAGUAGCCCUGAAAAAGACCCUUCCUUUUUAAAUAGAAAAGUGACAUUUUUAAGAUGGUAAGGGUCAGAAGGGUGGUUAGCAAAGAAUAUGUUCAAUGAAGCUUUGGUAUGUUUAGUGGCUUAUAAUUUUUUUUAAUUAUCAAGAAUAUCUGGAUAGUUAGGCCUUCUCUCCCCACAGCAUUGAUUUUUUUUUUUUUUACAUUGCGGAAAUUUGUUGGUUUGUAAAUGAAUGCAAGAAAUGUUUCUUCUGCUGCUCAUAUGCAGUCUGGCUUAAAGAAUCUAAUUUCACCUUGCAUUAAUCUUAGUGUAGCACAUGAAAUGGGGGUAGUGGCACACUUUUAAUGAAAUUUCCCUGUUUGUGUAUGCUGUGGAAUAAGUUGUCAUACCAUCUUAAAGCUAGGAACGGGUGAUUGACAACCAGAGUCACACUCCCUUACAGACUUAACGGAUCUAUGAACUCAUUAAGGCUAGAAGAAAUGGGAACAGCACAUAUGGAGACAUUGUAGUUUUUGGUUUGCUCAUUAGUUGCUCUGUGCUUAGCGGCAAUUGACCUGAAAUAUUUGACUAAGAUUUGAAUAAGACUAAAAGAUACAUCUCCAGAUUACAUUUGGUAUUAACUCUUUGUUUAUGUUCUGUUGCAUCACUUAAGAAGUGCUGUUAGCCCCUGGUUCACUCAGGUCAAAAUUAAUUGUUUCUGCAGAUGCAAGAAAUAUAAUCACCAUAGAAGCAUAGCAUAUGUAAUACAUGUUUUGUUUUUGUUUCCCCCAGAGCCUUUUUGGCUUUACCAUAUAUGGUGAGAGCAACAAGCACAAAUGAACACAAUUCUAGUUCUUAUUUAUGGAGCAGCUUUUUAUUAUAUCAGGCCAGAGGUUAUCUAUUAUUAAAUCAUUCAGGCUUUACAUAUAACUCUUCUUAAAUAUAAAAUAAGGAAAAUUCUUAGUGUAUCAUUCAUACUAAGUUAAGAUUGCACUGGAAUGUUUUCUUGCACUUUCCAAGCUGUUUAUGAACCUUUUGAAUGCUGCUUAGAGAUUUUUCAAAUAUUUAAGUGGUUUAGAACUGCUUUUAAAUAAAUAAAACAAAACUUUGAACCCUCAUAUAAAUAUAUUUAAAACUCAACAAGUGGGGGAUUUCAGUUCAGUAGGAUCUCUUUGUGCAUACUUCCUUUGUCAUUUACACUUGAAAAUGCAAAUCAGUGAAUUUGUUAGACGGCUGAAUUUUUUUUAGAAUUGUAGAGUUGGAAGUGACCAUGAUGAUCAUCUAGUCCAGCCCCCCUGCAGUUCAAUGUAGGAAUGUUUUGCCUAAUAUGCAGCUCAAACUAAUGACCCAGAUAUUAAGAGUCUCAUACUCUACUGACUGAGCUGUUAUAGAUAUAGGAAUUCAAAAUUAAAAAGUGAUCAAGACUGUAAUGUCAGAUAUUUUAAUAGUCUUGCCUGUCUUGGCCAUCAAGUCCAUAUUUCACUGGAAUAUUUAUGACAAGCAUAAGCACUUGAACCUACAUGGAAUCCUGUUUAAGAGAACUCUCCUCUUGCUGUCCAGACAUUCAUUUUAAUCUAUGAAGGUUGCAGGUUCAAUCCCUGUAUGGCAUGGCUACCUAUUCAUGCAUUGCAAGGGGUUGGACUAGAUGUUUCUCAGGUUCCCUUCCAACUCUACAAUUCUAUGUUGCAUGAUUACUAUCACAAUGAAGGAUGGCUUAGAAGUACUUGUAUGUGCUCUUUAGAACACUUUUACAGAUUAUUGAGUUCAGUCGUUGAGACAGAGUUCUGAAUGCAUCUAUGCCACUGAACUUCAGUUCCUGUUUGCCUUGGUGCUUCCCAGGACAGAAUGCUGCUUGCUUCUUGUGGCUGUGAUCUGGAUAUAUUUGAUUGUAUUAAAAGGAGGGCUGCCAACAGACCAGGAAAACAGUUGCUAGGCUAGUUUUGUUUACUUCCUGGGCAUUGUUAGUGAUGAGAGAGAGAAAGCGAGAGAACUGUUGUCUCCCAUCCUUCUAAUUCAUUUAAAAAUGAUUCUCCCCUCAUCCAACUGUGUCUUAAAAGCAUGCUGUGAGGAUGCUAGGCCCAGCAACAAAAAUUGGUUUGAGCACCAGCUGUGAAAAUUUAAAACGACUGUUGCCAGGGACUAGAGACAGCGGUGUCUGUUGCUGUGCUGGCCUGUACACACCCCACACAGCAGGUGGUGGUUGAGUGCUGCAUAGUCAGCAAAAGCCACAGCAGGCUAAAGUGUGAACAAUGACCUGGGUAUUAUCUGGGCUAGUGAUGGAGGUGUCGGUCUUUAAGUUUUUAUUUUUAGCUGCUGGCUUGUGUGUAGGAGGAGUCUUUGUUUCGUUUUGUUAGCGUGUUGCAAAUGUUUUCUAUCAUAGUUUUGGGAGGCUGUUUCCCCACAACGUAUUGUAUGAUACCAUAUAAUCCCCCUUUCCUGUGGUAUAAUGUAUUUAUGUAUACAUAUUUUUUAAAUGUCAGUAUUUGGAGACCCUUUGGUUCUUAAAAUUAAAAACCAAUUCUAUGUUUCCAUUCUCUUGAGGUUUGUACUGCUGCUUCUUUAAUCUUGGUUUUGUAGAAAUGACAGGUAGGGUGUUCAUGAUGGGCAGAAUAGCACACCAAAGUUUCUAUGCUAUCUGUAAAGUGUCUUAUGGAGGCGAUGGUUAUAUAAUGUCCCUAGAGAACAGCUUGCACUGAAGGUUUUCACGACAGAUUUUGCUGUUAAAGCAUUACUUUCUUUGUGACACCUUUUUAGUGUUCAAGCAGUUCUGUUUCAAAUUGAUGGAAGCUUGCCACCCUGCUGAAAAUCUAUAUGUGUAACCUUACAACAUCCCCCCCUUUAGAAGGAACCAAGAAACCUUCUGUUUCAGAUUUGUUUUUGCAGACAAAAUGCAUUUUUUUAUUAGCAAAGGAAGCCUUUGCAUCAUGACACACAAUUCUAGAAAAUUGUAUGACUAUUCUUUAGUUAGCGAAAACAUUAUUGCACAAACAGUUUCUAUUUUGUUACCAAUCUUAUUACAGUAUUCUAUAGUUUUGUCAGCAAGAAAUCUUUCCAUUGAAAUGGAUUGUUUUCCUAUAUCUAACCUUGGGAGGAGGGGAAAUUGUGAAGUCAAAUGUUUGUAAAUGGGGAAAAAAAAUUAUAAGUAUUCAUUUUCAACAAUAGCCUUCUACAAGAGCCUUUGGUUUCUUCAAGCCACCAUACAUGGUGGUGGCAGAUUCACUUGUUUAAAUAAGGGUCUGCACACAGUCAUGAAUAGUAGUGCCUCUCUCCCUUUUCGCAUAACUGAACAAUGCUUUGAAUAAAGGAAGUAUUUGCAUGAGUGUUUUGUGGCUGAAGAAAGCCACCAAAUUUGUUGUGAAACCCUUGCUACUGUCUGUUAUGGAAAUGGUUUUGUUCCUGGGUUAGGGAGAGGGGACUACUGGAUGGCGCUGCACUUCAUGAUAAGUGGCAGCUAUCCUACCUUUUGUUGUUGCGUGGAGAAGAGCCACAGUUAUGAAUACUAUAUUCUGAUGCCAUUCUGCAGUUUGCAAGCAUUGUUUUCAGACCCCCAGUACCAGACUGUUUGUAUUGUGUUUUAACUGAGAUGGCUCAAUGGUGAGGAACAUUAGUUUGAAGGGUUGCUGCCUAACUCUGUGGAAAAUGCUCGGACAGAAGAUCACCAGGUUGAUGGACCAUAUGGAUUGAUAGAAAGGACUGGCAGAAUCCGAGACCAGGGAGAAGAGACGGUGGAAGAAGUUUGGAAAAAAGUUUAAAAUUUAUUUAUAGAAACAUUGUAAAAUUAAUGAGCGUUAGAAAAAUGUUGGAAUGAAAUUACACGGCUUUAGUAGAAAUGUUAUAAGGAGUUAAGUACAAAUAAGUUUUAGGGUAUUAAUGGUAAGAUAAGGUUAAAAUAAUUUAUGACAAUUAUGUGACAGAAAAUAGUGAAAGAUGGAAAGGAUUUGCUGAAAUAAUUAAUAAUUAGAACACAAAAAAGGGAGGUGCGAGGAGGUCGAUGAAACAAGUUAAUGAAAGACAAAGAUAUAGAAAUAUUGGAUGUGUUUUUAAUUGUUUUUGCUUUUGCUUUUGUUUUGAUGUAUUGUGUCUUUUGUUUUUUCUUUUUUAUGUAUAGUAUUGAUUUGUAUUGUUUACUUUCCUUUCUUUCUUUCCUCUUUCUGUAAUCUUUAAACUUUUAAUAAAUAUUAUUUUUUUUUAAAAAACUCUGUGGAAAAUGGAUGCGUGGAAAUGGAAAAUGCCAUACUAAUAGAUUUGGAUUUGUUUCAGAUUUACCUUGGUGGUUGAUUCUAAUUCGCCAAAAAGUAGUGGUUGGCAAGCUUCCAGGAGAUCAUGAAAUAUGCAAAGUAACAAAGAUUGCAGCAGUACCACUCUCUGAAGCAGAACCUCAGGAUCUGGAACUGGAGGUAACUUUAACACUCGGAAUACUUUGAAAUCUAGCAGUUGAUAAGAUGAGUGCUUAUAUGCAAAACUAGGGCUUCACUUGUUAUCCGAGGCUCUUAAUUGGAUGGUGUUUUUAAAAGUUUGUACUUUGGGAUUUCUUCUGUUAUCUGCUGCCUUGCUGAAUUUGUAUUUUUUAUUUUAUUGUUAAUAACCUUCAUUAGCUGCUUUGAAGCAUACAUGAAAAUCUGCAUAUAAAUAUCCUGAAAAUAGAUAGAUAGAUAAGAAUAUGCACACAUUCAUACCUAAACCACAUGCUUAAAUAAAAGAUAAUUUAUUUAACAUUCAUUUGAUAGGACAUAUGUAAUAGAAUAUUGUUUCUUUAAGCUUUAUAUUAACUUAAUAUUUUCUUUUCAGCUCUGUAAAAAACAUCAUUUUGGAAUAAACAAACCAGAGAAGAUUACCCAGUCUCCAGAUGACUCUAAAUUUCUGCUCAAGACCUUCACUCAGAUUAAAUCAAAUGUUUCUGCUUCUAAUAAAAAGAAGGUAGGGAUUUCUGUGGGCUUUCAAAAUGUUUUUUUCCUUGUAGAGUGCUAUAAAAACUAUUUGUAUUUGUAUGUAUGUAUGUAUGUAUAUAUGUAUUCUGUACUUUUUCCGCAAAGUAGCUUUUUAUGGUUUCCUGCCAAUCAAAUCUGCUACUCAUUCUAAAUAAGCAUCGCUGGCCCCUCUGUUUUGCAUUUCACCCUGCAGGUGAUAUCCAGUUAUGGCAUCCCACUUGUGCUUCUGCUCCUCUUCCUUUCUUUUCCAAAGCCUUUCUCUUCUCCUGUAUUGUUCUUAUUUAUUUGACAACUUCACCAUCCAUCUGUUGAUGGGGCACAAUACCUUGGACAUUUUUUAUUUCUCUUUCCUUUGAGCAUAUUCAGUCCUUUACCGAGUCAUAUGGCAUUGCAAACAUUUCAAAAACAUGUCUCUUUCAUUUGGCCCCAUCAGCAAAACUUUGGGCCAUUCUGUUUGUGUCCAGCUUCCACUGCUGCAGUCUUCCCCUCUGUCUAGAACAGGAGUGGGGAACCCAGCAUCCCCAGACAGCAUGACCAGUGCUCAGGGAUGAUGGGUGUUGUAGUCCGGCAACAUCUGGAAGACUGCAGGUUCUCUAGCCUAGAAUUCUGCACCCACUAUUCAUCUUUCAUCAUUCAUUCUAUGACAUAGUUCCUUACAUCCUCAUGCCAGCUUCCUGUCUGAUUUCAUAUUCAGCACAAUUUCGUUCCAGGUCUUUGGCACCUCAUACGUCUUCAUGCUCUUAUUCCAGUAUAUCCAUGCCAAUGACCUUUUACUCAUCCCAACUCCACCAGGCUUAGGUUUCCUUCUUGCUGGAAUUGCUGUCUUUUCUUUGCUAGCAGCAUUUAUGCCUGUGACUUGUCCCAGCAGAACAAAUAUGUAAUGUUCCCACUUUGUCAAAAGGACAACCGUAAUGGCUAAAGCACAGCUUUCCAAACUUUUCAUGUUGGUGACACACUUUUUAGACAUGCAUCAGUUUGUGACACUGAUUCAGUUCUGCAUAAUUUUGCAACAUGCUAAUGCAGUUUUACUAGCAAACCGGACGUUAAACUCUUUUCUAGCCCCAGGAGGAGCAUGGGGAGUGUUUGUGUGACACACAUACAGACUGCAGCCAACACACUAACGUGUUUUGACACACAGUUUGGAAAGCUCUGGGUUAAAGGAACUAAAGCACUUUUUGUUCAUAAAGAGGCUAAAACAUUUGGAACUGUUUAGUUUUGGGAUGGCAGAGGGACUAAGGAAGAACAUAAUAAAGAUUUAUUAAAAAUUACUUGUGGUUUGGGGAAAGUGGAUAGACAUUUUUCCUAUGCUGCCUCUUAGGCCUUGCCAUCUGUGAAAGGUACACUCUGUACUGAACCCUUUGCUUUUUAGAUGAUAAAAUCUCUCAGUAGAACAUGAAGUGUUUUGUAACAUAUGAUGUGGUCUGAUCUUUUUACCUCCCUCCAUGCAUCAAAAUAGAGGAAUACAGUAUAUUGUGUAUGGUGCCUGAGCAACUUCUGCUACAUUGGAAAAUGGGCAGUCACUUUGAUAGGGAAGGCCUAUCAAAUACAGUAGCACCUCGGGUUACUUUAUCCUCGGGUAACGUAAACUUCAGGUUGCGAAAGCAGCAAACCCAGAAGAAUAUGACCAGGUUUCACCAUGUGCGCAUGCGCAGAAGUGGUCUACUACCGCAUGCAUGCGUACAGCAGUGAUCCUCGGGUUGCGAAAACCUCGGGAUCUGGCCGGACCUCCAGAACGGAUCUCAUUCGCAACCGGAGGUACCAAAGUAUUCUAAAUAUCUCUCCUGAUUUGAAAUCUAAAAUGACAUAAUACCCUAUAUGUAUCUUCCAAUCUACGUGACCUGAAGAAGCAAGACCUUAAAUUUGUAGUUAACUUCUAUGGCUGACCCAUUUGCUUGAUGAGGACAAAGUCGAAGGGUGGAAGAUCUUGCUGGGCUGAAGUUUGUAAAAGUUGUUUAAUAGUAUAUAUUUGGAUAUAAAAUUAGUCAAAGUAACAUUUCCCCAGUCAGCCUAAUAUUUUGCUGUUUCACAGGUUAAAGAAAGUAAAGAGAAAGAGAGACUGGAGAGGCGGCUGCUGGAAGAACUAUUCAAAAUGUUUAUGGACUCGGAUUCCUUUUAUUACAGUUUGACUUAUAACCUAACAAACUCCGUGCAAAGGCAAAGUGCAUGUGAGAAGGCUAACUUGCCACUCUGGAAGAAGGUAAGGUUGUCUGUUGAAACAUUAUCAGUGUUUUGAACGAAUACUUGGAUUCCUGUGUGCAUGUAUCUGAUCUUAUUCAUUUAUCUGUAAAACCAAGAAACAUGAAUUGUUUCCUGUUGGCUUGUGUUCUGAUAAGGGUGAGUUUGCAUUGUUCUCUGGUUUUCGGAUGGAAAAUAUUUACAUUUUAAUUUCAUUUUCAGGUUGAUGAUAGAUUUUUUUGGAACAAACACAUGCUAGAAGACUUGAUCAAUAUUGGUGUGAGUAAUGUUUGCUAUGAAUAUGUAUUUUGUUUAGAACCUCUGCGUAGAAGGUAGAAAGCUGUUCUACUUGUUUUUAAUACUUAGUCAAAUUGAUUAGUAAAGAGAUUUGCCAGGCUUCAUGGGUCUCAUUCUAACUUAUAUAUAAUUCUGUAAUAAAAAUGUAGAAACCUAGUGUGGAAGGGGAAAAUGCAUAAAAUGACACAUUCAUCAGACCAUAGGAAGAGCCUACUUGUUCAGGCCAGUGGUCAGAGGUGCCAUCUUCGGAAGAACAUUGAGGGGGGGCACACACAAUGUCCUGACGUCGCUCUGUUCUCGGCUCUGCAUUUGGCUUGAACAAUGCAGGGCCCCCUGGAGCUGGUGCCUUUGCCAGUGGCCCAUCUACUCCAUCAUUCUGUUGUCACAGGGACCGAUCUGAUGCCUAUAGGAAGCUUGCAUGUAGAACCUGAGCAUAAGAGCAUGGUUCCCUCUUGCAGUUUCUAGCAUCCAGAAGUGUGCUGCCUCUGAUUACGGAGGCAGAGCAUAGCCAUCAAGGCCUGUAGCCAUUGCUAGCUUUUACAGUGGUGCCCCGCAAGACGAACGCCUCGCAAGACGAAAAACCCGCUAGACGAAAGGGUUUUCCGUUUUGGAGGCGCUUCACAAAACGAAUUUCCCUAUGGGCUUGCUUCGCAAGACGAAAGCCCAUAGGGAAAUCUCGAUCCGCUGAAGCCUGGGCGCGCUGAUCUCAGCGCGCGCAGGCUCCGGCAUGCCGGCAACUCUCCGCGAGCAGCGGCAGCGCUGCCGCUGCUCGCGGAGAGGUCCGCGGAGCCUGGGCGCGCUGAUCUCAGCGCGCGCAGGCUUCGGCAUGCCGGCAACUCUCCGCGAGCAGCGGCAGCGCUGCCGCUGCUCGCGGAGAGGUCCGCGGAGCCUGGGCGCGCUGAUCUCAGCGCGCGCAGGCUUCGGCAUGCCGGCAACUCUCCGCGAGCAGCGGCAGCGCUGCCGCUGCUCGCGGAGAGGUCCGCGAAGCCUGGGCGCGCUGAUCUCAGCGCGCGCAGGCUUCGGCAUGCCGGCAACUCUCCGCGAGCAGCGGCAGCGCUGCCGCUGCUCGCGGAGAGGUCCGCGAAGCCUGGGCGCGCUGAUCUCAGCGCGCGCAGGCUUCGGCAUGCCGGCAACUCUCCGCGAGCAGCGGCAGCGCUGCCGCUGCUCGCGGAGAGGUCCGCGAAGCCUGGGCGCGCUGAUCUCAGCGCGCGCAGGCCGGCAUGCCGGCAACUCUCCGCGAGCAGCGGCAGCGCUGCCGCUGCUCGCGGAGAGGUCCGCGAAGCCUGGGCGCGCUGAUCUCAGCGCGCGCAGGCUCCGGCAUGCCGGCAACUCUCCGCGAGCAGCGGUAGCGCUGCCGCUGCUCGCGGAGAGGUCCGCGAAGCCUGGGCGCGCUGAUCUCAGCGCGCGCAGGCUUCGGCAUGCCGGCAACUCUCUGCGAGCAGCGGCAGCGCUGCCGCUGCUCGCGGAGAGGUCCGCGAAGCCUGGGCGCGCUGAUCUCAGCGCGCGCAGGCUUCGGCAUGCCGGCAACUCUCCGCGAGCAGCGGCAGCGCUGCCGCUGCUCGCGGAGAGGUCCGCGAGCCUGGGCGCGCUGAUCUCAGCGCGCGCAGGCUUCGGCAUGCCGGCAACUCUCCGCAAGCAGCGGCAGCGCUGCCGCUGCUCGCGGAGAGGUCCGCGAAGCCUUGGCUGGACAGCUUUUGAAGGCAGGUGGGGGGCAAGACUUUCGCCCCCGCCAACCUUCAGAAGAGGUCCAGGACCUCUUCUGAAGGCUGGCGGGGGCAAAGUCUUUGUCCCCCUGCCUGCCUUCCCAGGGGCUUUAAAUUGCCCCGGACAGCGGAGAAGUCCUCCGCUGUCCCGGGGCAAUUUUAAAUUUCCGCCCGCCAGCAUUUUAAGAUCGCCCCGGACAGCGGAGAAGCCCUCCGGGGUCCCGGGGUUUUUUAAUAUGCUGGGGGUGGGAGGAAAAGCCCUUGUCCCCCCCAGCCUUCAGAAGAGGUCGGGGACAGACUGUCCCCGGACCUGGUCUGAAGUCGGUUUCCCUAGGAACGCAUUCAUUGAUUUUCAAUGCAUUCCUAUGGGAAACCGUGCAUCGCAAGACGAAAAACUCGCAAGAAGAAAAAACUUGCGGAACGAAUUAAUUUCGUCUUGCGAGGCACCACUGUACCUCCAUUAAUUUGCCUAAACGCAUUUUAAAGCCAUUCAAUUUGGUGGCCAUUAUUACCGAUUGUAGGAACGAGUGUGAAGAAGAACUUCCUUUUAUUCACCCUAAAUCCUUCCAACAAUUAGUUUCACUGGAAUUUCAUGAGUUCUAGGGUUACGAGAGAGGGAGGAAAUAUAUAUCCACUUUCUCCAUGCCUUAUAAAUUUCUAUCAUCUCACAUUUUCUCCAAACCGGAAAAAAGUCCUAAAUGCUGCAACCUUUCCUCCUAGGGGAGUUGCUCCAUCCAUUUGUACUUCCUUCAUUUCUUUUUAACUUUGUAGAAAUCUGAAGUGGAUUUUUGGAUUAUCCCAGUCAUCCAGGGAUUUGUUCAGAUUGAAGAGCUUGUAGUUAAUUAUAAUGAAGCAUCAGAUGAAGAGAAAAGCAGUCCUGAGACACCACCUCAAGAGCCAGUCUGCGUGGAUGAUAUUCACCCAUGUUUUCUUGUGGCCCUUAUCUCACGCCGAAGUCGCCACAGAGCUGGUAAAGUUGCUAUGAUAGCUUUCAUGGACUGUUUAAUAAUAGAAAAAUAUUGAUUGAAUCAAGAACUUGAAAAAGUUGCACAAGAUUCUUUUUUCAAAAACGCUGUUCAGCUGAUAAUCCAUGCCUUCCCCCACCCCCCGGAUGACUGUACCCAGAAAACGGUAUUGCUCUCUUUUAUUCCUUUCACCAUGUAGUAGUUCUAAUAAUAUUUACUUUGAUGGGAUUAAAGUUAUGCAUUUUUCACAGAUUUGCUUUCCAAUUACAUUGAUCCUGAAUUACAUUGACCAUGGAUACCUGCCUGAUUUGGGAUAAUGAUAAAAAACUACAUUACUUUCAUUCUUCUGUGCUAGUUUUUGUGUAAAGGGGAAAGAAAGACUUGAAUCAUAAGGCAAAUUAACUGCAAGGACAUUCAUGGGAGGAAAACUUUCCUUUCUCCUCCACACUAUCCUGUGCUACCCCCAAAGCCUUUUUUGCGGGGAGCACAGGGGAGAGGAGAGGAUUGGAAACUUUCCUUAUGUGGACAUCCUUAUUAACUUAACAAAGCUAUUGGCUUGGAUCCUAAAGUUAUCAACAAUUAUUUAAUAUGCAGAAACAUACACAUUUCUAAUUGAAUUCUCUUACUGAUAACCUGUGUGGCUGGCAAGAAUAACUUUUCCAACUGCUUUGCAGGGCUUGCCAUCGCCAUAUAAAUCAGAAAUGGUAAUAAACACUGAGGGUGGAAUUCAUCAUCAUACUCUUCCAGUUGUUCCAUCUGUGCAAGCAUUGCCAGACAGAACAAUCCUUCCUCUGUCCCACUGCAUGCUAUUCUGGGGGUUCCCUCCCAUGAGCCAAUUUCAAGGUAUGAAGGGGGAGGAGUCGGGAGGAAGCCCCAUUGUUCAGGUAGAAGACCUUGCACAUGAUUUCUGCUGAUGGGGUUUGCUAGGUGAAUCCCACCUUGAAUAUAUGCCCCCCCCGCCCCCCCAAGGAAUUAGUUUUCAUCGCCCUGUGUAUUCAUUGUGAGGAAAAUAAGCUGUUUUUAAAAUAAAACUGGCUACAUAAAAUAAAAUACAUAAAAUAAAUAAACUACAUAAGAUUCCCUGUAGUCUUCUGAAUUUACAAAUUGAUUUCAGCCAUCUAAUUCCCCCCACCCCCAAAUAUCUGCCGUAGGACUAAUUUAAUCUACUGAUACCAGUUUGACUUUUGAUUUGACAUUUUUGAUCUCUUCAUUCUUUUGCUAUAACGGAGUAGCAUUUAACAGCUGGAAAUUACUCUAGCAAAUACAUAGGCUUGCUAUAUCCUUCCUGAGAAUUCUUUGUUGUUGUUUUUUAAAGGAAUGCGUUACAAACGGAGAGGCGUUGAUAAAAAUGGGAAUGUGGCAAAUUAUGUGGAGACAGAACAAUUGAUUCACGUCCAUAACCACACCCUCUCUUUCGUUCAGACGAGAGGCUCAGUGCCUGUGUUCUGGAGUCAGGUUGGUUACAGAUACAAUCCCCGGCCACGACUGGACAAAUGUAAGCGUUGGUACCUUAUGAGUGAUUUAUGCUCUUAUUACAGUGUUUGAUGGACUUAAAUAUUUAUAGCUAUGUUUCAGGUCGUAGUAAAGGUAGUCACUUUUGUCCCUUCACAUGUACCUGGAGUAUUGUCAUUGCUGUUAUCUCCAUACUCCAGGAUAUAGCAAGCUGCUGCUCGCAUUAUUUGACACUCGAUUGGCAGAGGGACAAUUCCCAAAGGCACAAGUGCCACUUGGAUGUGUUGUGUGAACACUGUAAACCAAACUACACAGAUGAACCUUUUUUGAGUUCUUAAGGGUGGCAGGGGAACAGUAAUGUUCCAGGUACACAUAAAGAAUGGUAUAUUAAUUUAAUAACGUAAACCUACAACCCUUUGUUUGACAUCCUUCUAUGGAAGCAACCACUCUGCAAACUAAAUUUCUGAUGGCAUCUUGAAACUUGCACAGAUCACUUUAUAUGGAAUCAGAUCAAAAGCCUGAAAGUCUUGAAUGUGGCUGUUAAGCUAGAUCAGCUGAGAGCAUGCUACUUGUAAAUCCAUAAUCAAGUUGAGAAUGCCAGAGAUUGAACCUGAGUUGUACUCUACCGCAGAAUGUUGCUUUACCACACCUUCCCCCUAAAGCACAGAUUUUCAAGCAAAGUAAAGAUGAAAUUACAUUCUUGCAUUCACCUGACAUUUGAGGAGGAUAAUACUUAAAAUAGUGCCGAGUUUCAGUUUAAGUAUUUCCAAAUGUAUUAGAAAGGUACAUCUCCCCAGGAGUUUGUUUUAGUGAAUUAGAUGCACCUGUUCACCUGGUAGUGAAGAUGGUUGGGAUAAUAGCAAGCUGCAGCGUUAGAUGGGAUAUCAGGCUGCAGUUCUUUUCUGGAGUGGUACUGAACUGGAAGAAAUAGUUCCUAUGGAAAAAUGCUCUGAAAUUCAUUUAUUCUCCAGAAUUGCCCACAUUCGUCUCUUAGCGGUAAUUUUCUCUUUCCUAUGAAUUUCUUUCCACAGACUCCUCCAUGCACGUACUUCCAACGUGGCCCUGUUUGAAUACUUUAAACGUGCCCAUUUCAUCCCCCAAGCUUCCUUAACAAGGUAUUUUUUUUGCAGGUGAAAAAGAAACUGUUCCAUAUUUCCGUGCACAUUUUGAAGAACAGUUGAAAAUUUAUACAAAACAGGUGGGUUUCCAAAUUAUUACAAGAUCAUAUAUUAAAAGUUUGGAACUAUUGUAAUGGUGAUGUAUAUCUUUUAACUUAUGAAGAAUAGAACUAAAUGGUUGCAUUUCAUAUUGAAAGCUGUUCCUGUUGAUGAUGAUGAUGAUGAUGAUAUAAUAAUAAUAAUAAUAAUAAUAAUAAAUACCCCGCCGAUCUGGUUGGGUUUCGCCAGCCACUCUGGGCGGCUUCCAACAAAAUAUUAAAAUACAGUAGUCUGUCAAACAUUAAAAGCUUCCCUAAACAGGGCUGCCUUCAGAUGUCUUCUAAAAGUCUGGUAGUUGUUGUUCUAUUUGACAUCUGGUGGGAGGGCGUUCCACAGGGUGGGUGCCACUACUGAGAAGGCCCUCCGCUUGGUUCCCUGUAACUUGGCUUCUCGCAGUUCCAACCAUUGGAACAACAAUUACAACCAUAUAAGGUGACAUGCUUAGGACCAAACAGCAGCUGUAUGCCAGAGAGCAUCCUAACUAUUGUUGCUGCCUUGGCAGGUUUCUGUGCAUUUGUGUAUGCAAACUCUUUUUAUCCUAAUCCUGAAUGUUGGAGAGCUAGGAGAAAAGCAACUUUUCAACCAUAAUUAGCCCAUAAUGUUGGAUUGCAUGCAAUUAAUUGAUGGCACUCUAAAGGACACAGUUUCUGAGGGAGCUUCUAGCACUUAUUGAGAAAGCACACAGCAGUCACCUAUAACUUCUGCUAGACUAGACAUAUUUGCCCCUUGUACAUACUUGUUAGAUUUCAUUUGUCUUAUGUACUUGUUUGCAUUUUUAUUUUGAAAACUUUUAACAGAUUAUCAUUAACUUGGUGGACCAAGCUGGACGAGAAAAAAUUAUUGGUGAUUCUUAUCUUAAACAAGUUUUAAUGUACAACAAUCCAAGUCUUACAUACGUUUCAUUUGACUUCCAUGAACACUGGUAAGUCUGUCAAAAUGUCUUAUAGCAAUUUAAUACAAAAAUGCUAAAUCAUUCCAUUCCAUUCCAUGUUUCUUGUAAGCUGGUAUAGUAUGGCAGGUGUUUUCCAGAGCUAGGUUAUGCCUCUGUGAAUGUUUUCAACAUCUUUGUAAACUGUCAUUUUGAAAUAUUGUCUUUAUAAAAAUGUUUAGGUGAGUAUUUUCUUGUAUGUGUUCAUACAUACUGAUGUCAGAGAGUGAGUCAGGAUUUUGGGCAUGUGCAUAGCUAUUCAAGUUGAUUUGUCUGUGACAGAUAUUAGAAGAUGCUUUUAAAAAAUCUCCAUAAGGAUUAUUUUUUCCAGAUUUCGUUUGAUAUAAAAUAUACAGUACUGCAUUCCUCUAAGAGUAAAAAUUCACUGGAAAUUUUAAUCUUACUCUUCAAACAAUGACCUGCACAAUUCCUUAUCUGCAUCUCCCAUGGUCGUAUUAAAUUAUGCGUUAUGUUUAAUACACCUAUGUAGAAUUGUACUGACCAUUAUUAUAUAAGCAUCUGUCCGAUGAAUUUCCAUGUUCUUGUGUUGAAAAAAAGAAAAAAGAAACCAGUAAGUUGUAUUUUCUUUGUACUUUUUAGCCGUGGAAUGAAGUUUGAAAAUGUUCAAACAUUGACAGAUGCCAUUUCGGACAUAAUCACUGAUGUGAAGUGGUGCUGGUUAGUAUUAGCAUGUUAAUUUCACUCUGAAACAGAAAAUAAAUUUUCCAUAAAUGAUUGCAUGCCACUUGCCCCCUUGUAAUGAUACACACGCUGCUUGAUAGGGUAGAUUAUUUUGGCCGGUGAUUUACAACUGGUCCAAGAUGAGCUUGUAUGUCGAAGUACCGAGUGUACACUUUGGCAGUUCUUCUGGGCUGGCUGCUAACUGGGAAUGCUUGGUUAGUAGAAGUGGCCAGGGUGCUUUUUACCAUCUUAUGUUCACAACUGGUGUACAAGUCUAUUUGGAGAGGAUAAGCCUUUUCUCAGUUAUCAUUGCACCUAGUAAUGCCCAACCUGGACUAUGUUAAUGCAUUCCAUUUGGGCUGCAUUUAAAUACAGUUUGGAAAUCUGGCUGCCCAAGUAAUGAUGGGGUCAGGUGAUCAGAUCAAAUGGACCCUAUAUUUCACCAGUUGCUGGUACAUUUCUGUCCCAUUUGAAAGUGCAGGUCCUAAUAACCUUUGAAUGGUGUGGAACUAAGUUGCCCACACUUUUCACCAGCUGAAGCCUUAUUUAUGUCUCUGCCAGGAGAAAAAUUAAGCUUGAAGGCAUAUAGGACAGAGAUUUUCUCAGUGGUGACCCUACAUUUGUGGAACAUACUGCCAAUUAGAGAACGUCAGGACUCCAUUGCUGCAGGCCUGAAGUCUUCUUUGUUCUUUGUCACAUUUUCUUAAAUGGGCUUUAUUGGGCUGCUGAAUUAAAUAGUUCUUAACCAUAAUUACUGAACUGGAUAUUUAGGCAUAAUUACUGAGGUUGGUUUCAUCAGUGGUUAUUUUAGUUACUGUUUGGAUGUUUUUGUUACUCAUGUUAUAUAUUUUAUGGGAAGUUUCCUUAGAAGGCUUUUGACUCUUAAAGGCAGCAUAUAAUAGUGUUAAUAAAAUUAAUUAGGAGAGGUUUGGACAGUAUUUAAAGCUCAGGUUAAUAAAAUGAUGGCAUCUCAUCAGUGAUAAUAGUUACCUCACACAGAAUGGGUAAUCUUUAGGUGCCCUUUUUGAAGGACAAGAAAUUAGUUUCAUGAGAGUAAUGUUCUUUCUUUCCCCUGUGACAGGGGUGGGGAAGCUUUUUGGCUCCAUGUUCCAUAUCCUUAACGGGAUUUCUGGUUUAAGACAGCAAACGCUGCUUUUUGCAAGCAUCGUGGCAAUCAAGAGAAACCCUCCUCCUUGCAGAUCCACUAAAAGGGGGCUUCUCUAGUGAGCCGUGAUAUGUCCUGCAGUGCGCCUGUAAGAAGUGCAGCGAUACCUGUAAAAUACUGGGGGUAGUUUCUCCUCUCCCCUAUUCUUCUUCUCAUCUCAAGCCACCCUGUCCGGACCAUGAGACAGCCUUCCUCAGGAAAUAGGAGAGAAGGGGAAAGAAAGCAUGCUGUUUGCAAAGGCCUCUGUAACUAUGAGAAGAGAAGGAGGAGAGGGCCUAAAGCUGAACAUUACUUGGACAGAUUUGUGGACAUUAAUGCAGCAGCAAGAAGACGAUUGGAAUCCCCUUCGGAACUUGAAAUAUGGGUACCCCCAACAAAAAAUUAAAAUUCAGCUUUGUAAUUCGGAAUUUAUGUGAUGUGAUUUGAUUUGAUUUGAUUGGUUAAUACAAAUUAUUAAAAAAAAAAAAAAGCUGAUCUAGUCCCCUCAAGCUGGACAAGGGAAAACACAAGAGAACUGAAGGAGAUAGGUGCAAGACCAGCAGAAUGGAAGAGGGGAGGGAGUUUCAGACAGCCCUUGCCACACUUGUUUGAACUGAGGAGGAUUUAACCCCUGCUCAUCAGCUGAUAAGCAGGGAUUAAAUCCCACUACUUUGUCUGUGCAGGCACUCAGACAAUGCAGAAUUUAAUCCUGCCAUCCCACCCAUCAUUCGGAUGGGUGGGGGUGGUUUAGGGAAAAUGAAUUUUUUUCUACACCGAGGGAUGUAGGAUUUUUUCACUUUAAGCUUUCUAAUAUUUUUCUUCUUCACUUUUUGCAAGGGUGGACCAAGCUGGAGUGAUUUGUAAGCAGGAAGGGAUUUUCCGAGUUAACUGUAUGGAUUGCCUGGAUCGAACCAACGUUGUCCAAGCUGCCGUGGCCCGUAUAGUUAUGGAACAGCAGGUAUUGCAACUUCAGUUUACAAAAACCUUUAUUAAUGAGAACUAUGUGAAAUAUAGUCAAUUAGACUACUAUGGAAUGUGUGCAUAGUCUAUUCAUACUUAAAUUGCUUCAGAAUAAUUCUUCUAAUGUGAAGCAUGAUCUUAGUGGAGAACAGUAGUUAUUACCCUUGCCAUGGUUGCACAAGUAAUAGAUGCAAAUUCAAAUUUUUGUCCGGUGUUUGGAGAACAAGGUUUCAGUGGUUAACAGACGAAUGGAAUAAACUUGCUUUCUGUAGCUUCAGAAGAAAGAUAACAGCCCUAUACUCCUAGAGUAAAAAAAGACGAAAGAAUGGCACUUAGUAAUAACAAUAAAAUUAAAUUCCAGUUGAAGAAGUUGGGUGUGAUGCCACCGGAACAACCACUGCCAAUGAAAUGCAAUCGGAUCUACCAGAUUAUAUGGGCUAACAAUGGUGAUGCCAUAAGCAGACAAUAUGCGGGAACAGCAGCUUUAAAGGUAAAAACAUUUCACUUCAAGUAAAAAUAACUCUUAGGGUAAUUCUUUUCAGUUUUGUUAACUGAACUUAUAGCAGGAAUAGUUUACAAGGUUUAUACAGGAGCUUAUUGUUUUGGUUUAACACAUCACAUCUUUCUUAAUGUACAGGACUUCUGCUGACUGGGCUGGUUAGGUGAAUCCCGUCCAUAGAUUUCACUGUUCUAGAGUUAAUACUAUAGAUCAGGGGUUCUCAAACUUUCUACCAAUGUGGCCAGCUAGAGACAGCUGAAAAUUGCUGAGGCCCAGCAGUCAAAAAAACUGCAGUGCAGGGGCAGAGCCUGUCACAAAAUAGUGGCAGAUUGAGGCAGAGGUUGGAAUUAAUCAGAUGGAAGUUCCAGGCAUUUUCUAGCGAGCCAGUCGAUCUUUGAAAUUGCUAAAUUCUUUAUUACAGCAUUUUCUUUGUAGGAAAAAAUUCCAUAGCUCAGCUUUCCUCCAGCUAAUUACAGGCAUUUGCUCUUGAGGUAUCAUGAGUCAGCCUUCCAGUGUAAGGCAGAAUUUGUUGAUCCAGAGGGUUCUAAGUAGAAAGGUAUUUCCCCUUCCCACCCACAUAGGACUCUAAACAUAUUUUUACCUGUCUCCGGUGAUUUCUUCUGCUAUCCUCCCUUCACAUUUAGUUUGCUUGCUAUUCACCACCCACCCAGCUGCCUGUCUCAUUCAGCCUUUUCCCUGAUCUUCUUAUGCUUUAUUUUCUCCUAUAAGAGCUUUCCUCCAUUAUCCUCUUUUCACUUUCCAGUUUGUUUAACAGUAAUGAUGAUUGUGAUAAUAAAUCAUUAACCUUUUAUCUUAAAAGUUUCCUGCAACACCUCUUCUGGCUUUCCCCCUCCCUCAGAAACCUUCCAUUCCUCUUCCCCAUCUCUCUUGAACUUCUGUGUCUCCCAAGCACUGUUACUCAGCAUGCGAAGGGUCGCUGAUGUUGGCAUUGAUCCAACCAGCUAGUGGGGUGGGAUAGGCAAGUGAGGAGGGAUUGUGCAGACUGAAACACUGAGGCCCACCUGAAAGCGAUUCCUGGCCCACUUUUUGAGAAACCCCAAUACAGAUCUCGUGUUCAGAAUCUGCAGAUAUGUUUUAUAGAAAAGGGACAUAUUUCAAAUGGUGACUCUUAAAUAAGUGCUAUUUAAACGUACAGGAGUACUUUAAAAAAAAAUGAGAUGUAACUCUCUGCUUCUGAAAGAUGCGUUUCUUAAAGCAGUGGAAAGUUAAUGUUACUUAAGAUGUCUCUCAUAUGAAUAACCAGUGCAUUGAGUAUUCAAAGAUGUGUUUUGUGCAAUAGGGCGACUUCACAAGAACUGGUGAAAGGAAGCUGGCAGGAGUCAUGAAAGAUGGUGUUAACUCUGCAAAUAGAUACUACUUAAACCGCUUCAGGGAUGCUUAUAGGCAGGCAGUCAUUGGUAAGAUAGUUUCAGUCAAUUUCCGUACUGAAUAAUUGUCUACUAUGUAUCUGUUGAAUUUUCUUUUCAUGUUGGUUUCUUUGAAAUGUUAAAGAUGUUUGGGUCUGUGUUUUCUACUACUAAAUAGGUCAAAAUCUUGUUUUGUGUAUUUUUAAAAGUAUGAACAAGACUGACUCAUUUUAGCUGAGCUUUCUAGAAGUUUUGGCAAUAAAACUCUCUCCAUUUGUAAUCAGUGAAUGGUUUUUUUAAUACUUCAGUCUUGAAUCAUGGUGGAAAAGGCAGGGAAGACUCAUAGCGAAAUCCACUUCGCUCCUAAAGAUAAUGAAGGCAUGCACCUUGUAACUUGAGCAUUGCUUAGCUCUUGCUUAAGAAUUAGGUCUUGGUUAAGAAUUUCAAAAUACCUAAAUCCCAAGAGUCAGAGGUAUAACUUAAUCAAAGCAGUCCAUUUAGUAACUUACCGCCAGCUUUAUUCCUGUUAUGCAUUGAUAUUGUUAUACAUUCAUUAUGCAUUCAGUGUUUUUUUUGUUUUGUUUUGUGUCUGUCUAGAUUUAAUGCAGGGCAUUCCUGUGACAGAGGAUCUUUAUUCCAUAUUCACAAAAGAGAAAGAACAUGAAGCGCUGCACAAGGAGAACUUGAGAAGUCAUCAGGAACUGAUUAGCCAGUUAUUGCAAAGCUACAUGAAGUUACUAUUACCAGAUGAUGAAAAAUUCCAUGGUGGUUGGGCACUUAUUGACUGUGACCCAAGGUAUGCAGAAUGUUCUAUGGCUAUAUAGAUCUGAAAGUACCAUAGCAUCUUUUACAGUGACCAAAUGUGUAAUAAGGUGGUGGAGGGAUACAGUGGGGACUGGGGAAGAGUUGAGUCUUAAAUAUUUUUCAAGUACUGUAUUUUUCUCUCUAUAACACGCAGAUUUUUUCUCCUAAAAAGUAAGGGGAAAUGUCUGUGCGUGUUAUUGAGCGAAUGUGUGGUCCCUGGAGCCGACUGGCGCGAGCGCAGGGGCAAAAAUCAGGCAAAAAUCAAAUUGCGCGUCAUGGAGGAGGGAAGCCUGAAGAGAGGAAGCUGCUGCUUUCCUGCAUUCUGCCUCAGGGUCUUACUGCCCACCCUCUUCUGUUUCGUUGCUGUGUUUGCUCAAACGGAACAAAGAGCAGGGAAAUCCCCUGCCCUCCAGGCAAGCAGAGGGGAAAGGAAAGGAUCGCGUCCUUUCUUCUAAUUCGUCUCCGUGCUCUAAUGCUUUCUAGGGACUUGCAGGCAGCCGGAAAACAUGCAGGUGGGAGAGAGAGAGAGAAAGAGAGAGAGGGGGGGGGCUGGCUUGGGUGGGGGGAAACUUUUGCCUUCCUUUCCUCCCUCCCAUUAAAUCCCUCUCCUGCAUUCUUAGCCAGCUGCUUCUCUUCACACCCCUCUCGUGCUCCUUGUCCCUUCUGUGUUUUUCCUUCCCUCCCCACUUAAAACGUGGUUACAAAGCACAGAUCCAUAUGGAUCCUCAGGAUCUUUGCAUUGGGUCACCCCAAAUUCACCAUCAGAUCACAUGUCUGUGGCCACAGCAUGAAGUACAAAAAUGAUACAUCCACUGUUUCAUUCAGAAUCCCCCCCCCCUGUUUUCCUCCUCUAAAAACGAUGUGCGUGUUAUGGUUAGGUGCGUGUUAUAGAGCGAAAAAUACGGUAAUUAGAGGCCAUAUUUUCUGAUUGUGCUCAACCUCUGGUACAUGCCCUCCUAACAACAACAACAAUUUAUUAUUUAUAUGCCACCCAUCUGACUGGUUUACCUCAGCCACUCUGGGUGAUUUCCAACAAAUUAAAACACCAAACAUUAAAAACUUCCCUGUACAGGGCUGCCUUCAAAUGUCUUCUAAAAGCCAGAAUGUUGUUUAUUUCCUCCGCAAGGUGGGCAUAGAAGGCCCUCUGCCUGUUCCCCUGUAACCUCACUUCUUACAUUGAGGGAGCUUCUGCUUCUGUCAUUAUUCUGUAUGUUUUGUUUUAAACUGGUUUGCUGCAUUUGUUGUUGCAUUUUCUGACUUGGAACUCCCCUGGGAACUUGUUUUGAAGGUGGGAAAAAAUCCCUAUAAUAAAUGCUGCCAUGGUAAUAUCUAAAACUAGCCAUGUGGGUGGUUGGAUCAUUCAGGAUGUUACUACACCUAUGCUACAACUCCCUGAGAGCGUUACUAUGGUACCUCAGAACAGUAAUUUACUUUGAAAUAUACAGCAAAACAAAAUUUUGAAGAAGAGAAGGAUUUCUAGGUUUUAUUGACAGACUAUAUGAAGCAAGGCAUUAGUAAACAUGGUUGUUGUUGUCAUUACUAAUGAUUGACUCCAUACUAGUUGCAGGGUGUAAAAGGCUUCAGAAAAGUGCUGUGAAAUUUUUCAUGUCAUCCUGUGUAAAAUACUCUGUUCAUUUUUGUUUAGCCUUGCGGAUGCUACUCAUAAAGAUGUGGAUGUCCUCCUUCUGCUUUCUAACUCAGCAUACUAUGUAGCCUAGUAAGUAAGAUUCUUUCUAUUUUACACAUUGAAAACAAAGAUAUCAGAACAUCUUUGCUACUUUUUUAUUGCAUUGUAAUAGGUGUUGUGAUUCAAUCCAGAUCUAACUCUGGGCAUUGAUGUCUUUUUGUCUAGUUAUGAUGAUGAAGUAGAUAAAGUAAAUCAAUACCAAAGGCUGAGCCUUGAAGAUUUGGAAAGAAUAGAAAUAGGUAAGACCUCAAAGUUGUUGCAUUUUAGCUGUUCUCUCCUCAUUUCUUGCCUAAACUUAAGCUAUUUGUCACAAUCAUUGAAAACACAUGAAUGAAUAACAGUCUCUUCUAUAUGUUGAGCACCCAGGAUUUGCUACAUUUAUAUGCCCCCACAUGUUGUCAACAAUAGCAAUGCAAGAAGCGCAAUACAAAAGGCAAAACAAGCAAAUCCAUUGUACCAACUAUGUCCUUAUAUGUAAUGCAUUUACAUAAUAGAACAGCAGAGGACCAUUCUAGGAGGGCAGUUGAUCUCAGCUAAGUCAGCAGAGGGUGGUCUCACUGUUACACUUCUCCCAGUGAUGUAAUAAAGUAGAAUGGCUGCUUAGGAAAAGAGCUGAAAGGUUCAGAGGUGUUAUUUAGAAAGUUAUGUUCUUUAUUUCUAAAAACAUUCAUUCUUUUUGUAAAGGUCCCGAACCAACUCUCUUUGGGAAGCCCAAGUUCUCGUGCAUGAGGCUCCAUUAUAAAUACAAAGACACAAGUGGAUAUUUCCAUACUCUUAGAGCAGUGAUGCGCAACCCUGAAGAGGAUGGAAAAGGUAACACACUUCUACAAAGUUUUUAGAAGAGAGGUAAACCACUUUUCCCAAGUCUGACCACUGCAUAUAGAAAGUAGAACUUAAUUAUAAGAAUUGAGCUGAACAAUUGAGUUGAAUUAAACAAAAUAGGUUCACUGAGAACAAGAAGGAAAGGAAAUUGCUAUUUUUCAAGAACUUGAGCAGAAAAACUCAACACUCCACAUUUCAGAGCCUGGUUUUUUAGUCAAUCAAUUGAAUUAAUCAACAUGAAUUAUAGAUGCCAACUCCUUUAAGGCCCAAGCUAUGGUGUUCUCCCAGCUUCGCUCCCUUCAAUAUCUGGGGAAAAAGGAGGAGGAGGGACAGACUGCAGGGUGGAAGAGAAGCUUCCCUUGCAUUUAUGUUGCUCUCCUUUGGCUCUUUCAGUGACACCCACUCCACCUGCUUUGUAUGUGAAUGAAGCAGACCUGCAUUUAAAGAUACAUUUAAGAGGGGAUAAUACUUUAUCCAGUCAACAACUCGGAAUAUUCCUCAUUCUUUUAUGCUUGUGUUCAGCUAUAUGGCUGCAUUAAUGUGCCAGUUGCAGAAUGAUGGGCGUCUCUCAUUUCACAUUGCUUUAUGCUAAAUGGCUCACUUGCCAGGUUAAAAGUGAGACCAAUAGAAAAGCUUCACCGAAGCAUCUACACACUCAGUUUUCACAAAACGGAAGUAGUAAGAGAGAAUAUGCUCUAUUCAUGGCUUUAAUGGACAAAUAACGUGCAUUUCAGAUACUCUUCAGUGCAUUGCGGAGAUGCUGCGAAUCACAAAACAAGCCAUGGGGUUAGAUGUAGCUAUUAUUGAGAAGAAACUGGAGAGGUGAGUUAAUACUCUUCCCUUGGGGAGUCCCAAAUCUCUUGAAUCAUAAUACUUGUACUGGUUGCUUAAAGCAGCUGUCUACUGACAAUUAGUAACUAAGAGCUUAUUUGCACAUGCAUACAAGUAUUACAGUACCCAUCUACAAGUUUUUAAUACUGUGCCCCUCGGGAGAGGGGUGUGUCAUUAGGGUUUUUUUUAAAAAAACACACGUGCUGAAUGAGGUUGGGGGAGCAAGUCCACAAGGAGUGUUCUCUCUUCAAGGGGCUUUGGGUGCAGGGAAGGAAGAUGAUGGUCAAUGCCUAGCUAUCUAGGAGAAAAGUAUGCAGAAGUAUGCUGUAUUUAUGUCUCACUAAACAAAAAAAUAUUCAUUAGAACAUGUCUGAAUGUUAAGCAAUGUGUUGAAAGUAUAUCUGAAUGUACGUUUAUCAGAGGAAGUUACUGAUCUUCUUAAUUCUGCAGGAAAAGCAGCAAACCCCAUGAGGACAUCAUUGGUAUUAGAUCCCAAAACAGAGGCUCCCUAGCCCAAGGAAAAAACUACUUAAUGAGCAAGUUCUCAUCUCUUAAUCAGAAAGUGAAGCAAACCAAAUCCAAUGUAAACAUGAGCAACCUGAGAAAGUUGGGGAACUUUACGAAGCCUGAAAUGAAAGUCAACUUCUUAAAGCCGAACUUGAAAGUGAAUCUUUGGAAAUCUGACAGUAGUCUUGAAACCAUGGAAAAUCCCAUGGCAGAUGCUAAAGCCAACGUAGAAUCUGACAUUGAGAUCUCCUCAGAUAAUGAUUCAUUCCAUUCUGAUGAGUACCUUACAAAUUCCAAAUCUGAUGAUGACCAGCAGUUCAUGGACUCCUUGGAGAACGUGGGACAGAUAGAUUAUGUUCUGCCCAGUUGUGGUAUCAUCGCCUCUGCUCCUCGGCUAGGCAGUCGGUCCCAGUCUAUAAGCAGCACUGACAUCAACAUUAGCAUUCCUGUUCCUUCAGAAAUCCACGUGACACACUAUGAAGACCAAACUAACAAGUCUGAAUCGGAAGGGAAAGGACCCCAGGAAACUCCUGCCACAGACAAUGCUGUAAUAGAGUUCACUAAGCCAAUUGAUGCCUACUGCCACAGAUUUGUGCAGGAUGCUCAAACUAAGAUGACAAGUGUUUCAGAAACAGAGAUGAAUUCUCAAGAAGCUCAGCAAGAGUUGGAUCGCAUUAGCAAUAACGCUUCUAAGAAAACUGAAUCUUGCUUGGGAACAGCUGUUGAGGCUCCUUCCAGACCAUCUAAAUUGGAUGUACCAUUUUCAGAGUCAGGAUCACAAUUCUUAGCAGUAGAAAACACCAAUGCUAAGUCUCAUAAUACUCCAGGCUCCUCAUCCAGUGUACUGGAAGCUGGGUCAGGGUUUCAUAUGACACCUUCACCAGCAGAGAGUAAUGGCAGUAGGGCAGUCUCUCCUUUUGCAAAGAUUCGCAGCUCUAUGGUUCAGGUGGCUAAUAUUACACAAGCUGGUUUGACCCAAGGAAUCAGCUUUGCGGUGGCUAAAGUCCAGAAAAGCCCAGCUGAACCAGAAUCCGUAAAUGAAAUUCAGCAAAAUGAACUGAGAGAAAUGUUCACGCAGUGUCAGACACGGAUAAUUCAGAUCUAGAGAGCACACGCUUCAGAUUUAAGUUGUACAUAUUGCUAAACAAAUGGUUUGUAACGGCCCCUUGAGGGGAGGGGGUGAACCAACUGCCACUAAGUAUUGGUAUCAAAAAAAUGCCAGUAACUAUGUUUACAGAAAGGUUUGGGAGAUGCUAAUUGGGUUCUGAACAGGUUUCAGAAUUAUCCUCAGGCAGCUGAGCUGGUGAAGGUAAAACUACUAAACAGGUAGCUCAUACACCAGUGGUUGAUGUGCAUGUUAAGAUUGCGUGAUCAAUUGCACAGUUAUUUUUGAGACCAGUUUCUAUAGGCCUUCUGAUUUAUGUAGAAGGGGGUGGUCCUGAACACCUGUCAACCUUAUUAAUCUUGCACUGUACCAGUGAACUAUUUUACUCACAGAUGACAUUCUAUUUAUUUUUCAGACUAACUUUUUUUAUUUAUAUUUGUAAAUUUGUUUUCUUGUCGUUCUAGUUGCAUUCCUAAGGGAGGUGGUCUCUGCAGAGGAAGGACUUAAAUACCUAUGCCUGUGGGGGAUGGUUUACUCUCCCUCCUCUCCCAUCGAUUCCUUGCUUCUUUCCUACCUCUGUUAAUUUAUAACUAUGGUAUCUAGGAGCAAUCAAUAAUAUAGUAAUGAGUAAAAGCUUGCAGGGCAGCUGCUGAAAAGGUUUUUCUUACAACAAUAAAAAAAACUUACGGUGUGUCUGCAAACUAUUAUGUGUCUUCUGUAGUGAAACUUGACACCCUACUCUUAGGCUACAGCCUUUUUUUCUUUUUGAGGAAAAACAAAGGUCUAACUUUAAAAAAAAUGCUGAAUGUCAGGUAUGUGCUAGUGUGUUCAUAUGAGGAGACAAUUGCCUAAAUAAGCACGAAAGCACCAAAAAGGACAUAAUCUAAAACAUACUCAUCCAUAAAAUCAUACUGCUGAUAUUUAAAAUCCAAUUAAUGCAAAGUGUUUCGAAACAGUUGUAGUUGUAAUCAGUUGUGAGACCAAUUCUGGCUUUGUCACAGUACUGGUGGGGAAUGAGGCUGCAUCUAAACGUUUCCCCGGGAAUCUGAUUCCAAAAACCUGAUGUGUAAGAAGUAAUUUCCUAUAUAGCUCAUUCUGUUAUUUCCCGGAGGAGUCUUGUGACUGAUGUUCUAUAGUAGAAUGUAGCAGCAGAAACAACAUUGGAUUCUGCUAAGCUUCAUAGCCUCACUAGUCCUGAUUCUAGAGCCAGGGUCUCUGUAUGUUAGUACAUGUGUACUAUAGCUAGACUGCAUGUACUGUUCUAAGCAGUUAACGAGUGUCAUAAUGGUGGUAUGAUGUCUUUGAAUAUCUCUGCUAUAACAGAAGUGAUCAUCACCUUAACCUGAUUGUCCUUGUCUAAUACUUUUGAUACUGUUUCCAUUUUGUUAUUUAUUUCUUAUUACUGUAAGGUGUAUUCCUUUUUUUGGAGUGUCUGUAUAAAUUUGUGGGUAUAUUUAAAAUAAUAUUGUAUUGUUUUAACGUGGGAGACCUAUAUAAAAUAUUUUAAUAAAAAAUACUAAUAGUAUGC
Molecule: messenger RNA, 41680 nt
Organism: Podarcis lilfordi (Lilford's wall lizard)
Lineage: Eukaryota; Metazoa; Chordata; Lepidosauria; Squamata; Lacertidae
Source: the annotation of a GenBank genome assembly